GUGAAUUAAUAUCGCUCAUCUCUAUUUAUAACUGUCCCAAAGUGUCAUAUGUCGCAGUCUGUCCAGUGUCCAGCCAGGCGCUAUGAUCUUCAUCAAGCUCAACUUUCUGUAUUAAGUUUUACAUCGCCAUUAAAGUGCAGUGCUUUAAAAAGCCAAGAUGUCGAAUGUCACCUUUUACAUUUCCAAUCUUUUGGAAAAAAUGACAUCCACUGACAAAGACUUUCGGUUUAUGGCGGCCAAUGACCUGAUGAUGGAGCUCCAGAAGGACUCGAUCAAACUGGACGAGGAAAGCGAGAGGAAAGUUGUGGCGAUGCUACUCAAACUUCUGGAGGACAAAAAUGGAGAAGUGCAGAAUUUGGCUGUCAAAUGCCUCGGUCCUUUGGUGGGAAAAGUGAAGGAGUGUCAGGUGGAGACGAUGGUGGACACACUCUGCUCCAACAUGGUGUCCAACAAAGAGCAGCUGAGGGACAUUUCCAGCAUGGGCCUGAAGACCGUCAUCGCCGAACUGCCACCUUCAUCUACAGGUUUGAGCCUCACAGUCAACGUCUGUAAGAAGAUCACGUCCCAGUUGAUUGGAGCCAUGGGAAUGCAAGACGAUGUGUCCAUUCAGCUGGAGGCUUUGGAUAUUCUCUCCGACAUGUUGGGCAGGUUGAGCACUGCUCUGGUGAGCUUCCAUCAGUCGAUUCUGACCAGCCUCCUCGCUCAGCUCACGAGUCCUCAUAUGGCUGUGAGGAAACGCUCUAUUAUCGCUCUGGGUCACCUGGUGCCCAGUUGUAGCCCCGCUCUGUUCACUCAGCUCACCGAACACCUCAUGGGCGAACUGUCCCGCGGACCGCCCACCGCCAGCGUCCGCACCUACAUCCAGUGCCUGGCCACGGUCAGCAGACGAGGAGGACACAGGAUUGGUGAACACCUGCAAAAGAUUGUGCCAAUGGUGGUGAAAUUUUGUAACGUGGAGGAUGAUGAGCUACGCGAGUUCUGCUUUCAAGCUUUUGAAGCUUUUGUUAGCAGAUGUCCGAAGGAAAUGUCUCCUAACAUCCAAGCAAUCAUCAAGUUAUGUUUGAAGUACAUUACCUACGACCCCAAUUACAACUACGAUGCUGAUGAUGACGAGGAUGACAGUAUGGAUAUUGAGGACAGAGAGGAUGACGAUCAGGAGUCUGAUGAUGAAUACAGUGACGAUGAUGACAUGAGCUGGAAGGUGCGGCGUUCCUCUGUGAAAUGUCUGGAGGCGAUAAUCAGCAGCCGCAGGGAUCUGCUGGUGGAGCUCUAUGGAUCCGUAGGCCCAACGUUGGUGUCCCGCUUCAAAGAGCGUGAAGAGAAUGUUAAAACUGACAUAUUCUCAGCCUUCGUGGCUUUGCUCAGACAGACUAGACAUCCUCACGGUCCCACUUUGGACUCGGGGGCUAAAGAGGAGCCUGCAAUUUAUCUCUUAAAGAAACAGGUACCGACAAUUGUAAAAGCUUUACACCGACAGCUAAAGGAGAAAAGCAUGAGAUGUAGGCAAAGCUGCUUCAGUCUCCUGACAGAAAUGGCCAAUGUACUGCCUGGUCAACUGGGAGAACACAUACCAGCCCUCAUUCCAGGUAUUAUUUACUCCUUGACAGACAAGUCGACCUCUUCCAAUCUGAAAAUUGACGCCCUUGCUUUCCUCAAUGUUCUCUUGAGUAGCCACAACCCAGAGAUCUUCCACCCACACAUUAGCGUCAUCUUACCACCGGUCAUCCAAUGCGUGGAAGACUCGUUUUAUAAGAUCACAUCUGAGGCCCUCCAAGUCAUCCAGCAGACUGUCAAGCUCAUGCGGCCGCUGGACAAGCCCGUCUCUUUUGAUGGCAAACCUUACGUUAAGAUUGUGUUCGCUUGCACCUCGAAGAGGUUGAAGGCGGCUGACAUAGACCAAGAAGUGAAAGAGCGGGCCAUUUUCUGCAUGGGCCACAUUUUGAGUCAUUUUGGUGACCAGCUGGGUGCUGACCUGCAGCCCACCUUGCAGAUAUUUCUGGAAAGGCUUAAAAAUGAAAUCACCAGACUUGUCGCAGUGAAGACUUUGACUCUUGUCGCUUCCUCGCCACUUAAAAUUGACUUAAGACCCAUUUUAACGGAGGGGAUUCCAAUGCUUGGAUCCUUCUUGCGGAAAAACCAGCGGGCCCUUAAGUUGAACACGAUAACGGCCCUGAAUGUUAUGGUCACAAACUACAGCGACAGCUUCAAGCCGCCUUUGAUAGACUCCAUACUGAGUGAGGUACCUGCUUUGAUUCAGGAGAGUGAUAUGCAUAUCUCACAAGUAGCCAUAACGCUGAUCACCUGUAUGGCCAAAGUUUGCCCUUCCUCUUUGAGCAAGAUUGGGGGGACGAUCUUACCUGAAGUGCUUAACUUAGUCCAUUCUCCACUGCUACAAGGAGGUGCCCUUAAUUCCUUACUUGAGUUCUUCCAGGUUCUUGUAGCCACGAAGGCCAACAACAUGGGUUACAGUGACCUUCUGAAAGCCUUGAGGGGGCCUUUCUAUGAUUCGAAGUCAACUGACUCCAUGUCCGUGCAUAAACAGUCCUACUACUCGGUGGCCAAGUGUGUAGCAGCCUUGUCAAUGGCUUGUCCCAAAGAGGCUUCUGGAGUGGUCACCAACCUUAUCCAGGAGGUUAAGAACCCCAAAUCUUCAGAGUCUGUGAGGAUUCUCUCGUUGCUGUGCCUUGGGGAAAUUGGACGUUUUAUGAACUUCGAAGGGCAGAAGGAACUGAAGGGAGUCAUAAUGGAAGCCUUCGGUUCUCCUAAUGAGGAAGUCAAGUCUGCCGCAUCUUUUGCUUUGGGAAACAUUUGUGUCGGAAACUUGGGGGAGUAUUUGCCAUUCAUGCUCAACGAGAUCGGAAGCCAGCCGAAAAGACAGUACCUGCUCCUGCACUCCCUCAAGGAAAUGAUUAGCGCUCUGUCAGCCGAAAGUCUCAAGCCUCAUGUCGAGAACAUCUGGGAUCUGCUGUUCAAGCACUGUGAAUGUGCAGAAGAGGGUACUCGCAAUAUUGUAGCUGAAUGUUUGGGGAAACUCACAUUGGUCAGUCCAUCUGAACUCAUACCAAGGCUAAAGAAUCAACUGUCCUCGGGGUCUCCUCUUUCCCGCAGUACGGUUGUAACUGCAGUGAAGUUCACUAUCGUAGACCACACCAUGCCCAUAGACUCACUCCUCAAAGGAUGCAUUGGUGACUUCCUGAAAACACUCCAGGACCCUGACCUCAAUGUUCGGCGGGUGGCUUUAGUCAUGUUCAAUUCAGCUGCCCACAACAAACCCUCCCUGAUCCGUGGACUUCUGACAUCACUUCUCCCACAUCUAUACAAGGAGACCCAGAUCAGAAAAGACCUUGUUCGAGAGGUUGAGAUGGGCCCCUUCAAGCACACAGUAGAUGAUGGGUUGGACGUACGUAAGGCGGCGUUUGAAUGCAUGUAUACUCUGCUGGACAGCUGCAUGGACUGUUUGGACAUCUUUGAAUUUCUGAACCAUGUUGAAGAAGGCCUGAAAGAUCACUAUGACAUUAAAAUGCUGACCUUCAUUAUGCUCGCCAGACUUUCUAAACUGUGUCCUACCGCUGUGGUACAAAGACUGGACAGAUUAGUGGAACCACUGAAAGCUACUUGCACUACAAAAGUAAAAGCUGGUUCAGUGAAGCAGGAGUUUGAGAAACAGGAAGAGCUGAGGCGCUCUGCCAUGCGUGCAGUCGCCGCCCUGCUGUCCAUCAGCGAGGUGGAAAAGAGCCCUGCUAUGGCAGAAUUUGCCAAUCAGAUCAGAAGCAACGCAGAGAUGUCCACCAUCUUUGAGAGCCUGCAAAGAGACCCAUUAACAGAGGCUGUGGAAUCGAUGGACACCAGUUAGGACUCUCAACUGCAGUUUACAUUAUAGUUUGUGCAGAGAUGGCAAAAGUACACAUCCUUCUCUCAAGUAGAAGUACAGAUACUCAUGUUUCAAAAAAGACUCUGAUAAAAGUUGAAGUACUGACUACACUUUUUCACUCAAGUUAAAGUAUAGAAGUAUGGGCUCUGACAUGUACUUAAGUAAAAAAGUAGUCAUUACUACUACAUGUGUUAGUCACGCUGGUAACUGAAACUCUCAUUAUAUUAUUAUAUUAAUAAAAAAGUAAUUACAAUUCAGAUUUUGUUAGCUAAUGAAUGUAUCCAGGCUGAUAAACCACCAUGUAGAACACAAGCAGAUAAAAAACUAAGGUGACGAGGAGAAAAAAAAAAGAAAAAAAAAAAACUCAAUUUGCCAUCACCUAAGCCACAUCCUAGAUUGUUGGGUGAUUCUGCCUUUUGUCUUUGGAAACAACUUAAAAUUAUGAUGCUUUAAAAAUGGCAAAUUUGAGGCGAGUUAUAUUGUAAGUUUUAUUGAAAUGCAAACAAAGAAUUAAGAGUGCAAGCAUAAUUUACACUUGUUUACCCGUUAACAUGCAGGGGGCCUGUAAUUAUAAAUCAUUAGAAAUAUCUAAGGUUUUAUUAUAAAACCUUAUAAUAUAAAAAUCUGUCACAGUAAUUUCUUAAUUUCUGUCAGGAAAUCUUAUGCAUCCGAAAUGCAUAUCCAGCACAAUCUAAUAAAACACAUUUCAAGGAUAAAGGACUUUUAUAAAAAGAAUAUGUUCGCCUAAUAUUAAAAACUUGUAGGUCAUCUUGGAAUGGCUUAUUGUAAUACCAAGCGUUUCAAAACACACAGGGUGAGUUUUCAUUUCAAUGCAUAUGCACAUCUGAAAUAAAAAAAAUAAAAAAAACUGUACUGCUCUCUACACUGGAGAAAAACGUAUGGAUAUGGAUGUUAACUUCCAAUUUCUUUUAGAGAGGUGGUAUUUUUCCCAUUUUACCUGAUGAAACAUCAACACAAUAAACAUACGAU
Messenger RNA from Sinocyclocheilus rhinocerous, 4861 nucleotides. RefSeq names its product cullin-associated NEDD8-dissociated protein 1-like. The record is from RefSeq and is a predicted model, not a curated record. Bases 158 to 3853 code for a protein of 1231 amino acids. The transcript has 15 exons. Gene Ontology annotation, biological process: SCF complex assembly. Lineage: Eukaryota; Metazoa; Chordata; Actinopteri; Cypriniformes; Cyprinidae.